AGCAGGCAAGAAGCCGGAUAUCCUUUGACCACCAUCGUUGUCUUUCCAUUGAGAGAUAAUAACUGCAGUCCAUCACAAAAUAAUUAAUCAAGAAAUUAUGCCCUCCCGGAUGGUUGGAAUCGAAUAAGUGGAAAUGAAGAAUGCCUUGAACGGGAUUCGGUUCACCCAUCAGCUUCUUGAAGGUACAGCCAUUUCAGAUGACCAGAAGCAAGUUCUCGAGACAAGCGAUGCCUGUGAGAGGCAGAUCAUGGCGAUUAUAGACAAUAUAGACAUAAUGAAUAUCGAAGAAGGCACAAUCGAGUUCAAGAUGGAAGAGCUUCUCUUGGGCAGCGUUCUCGAUGCUGUUGUUAGUCAAGUUAUGAUCCCACUGAGGGAAAAGAAGUUGCAGCUUUUCCAUGAGGUCCCACAAGAAAUGAAGAAGCUAUCCUUGAUGACUCGCCCAGGUCAAGGCCGGCCUUCAGCUCUCAUCAUAGAUAUGUUCGAUGGCGGGAAGCGGUGGACUAUCCAGGAAGGGCUCAGGCUGAACUUGUCCCGUAAGCUACUCAACAGAAUGAACGGCCGAGUGAACUGUUAGUGAUAUGCCCUAGAGCUUGAUUUAUGUAUUUGAAUAAUUCCUUUUAUGGCAAUAAAGUUUAUUCUAUUA
Molecule: messenger RNA, 643 nt
Organism: Punica granatum (pomegranate)
Lineage: Eukaryota; Viridiplantae; Streptophyta; Magnoliopsida; Myrtales; Lythraceae
Source: RefSeq, a predicted model, not a curated record